UUUGUUUGCUUCUUUCGCCGGGGGAGAGGAAGAAGCCAGAAGGAACGAAUCUAUUACAGAGCUCCGAUGCCUCUUCUACGGACUGAGGAAUCUGCCAAUUAAACUCUAGAUUCUCGAACGGGAGAUCCAAGGGACGAAGCCACUUCCCAAUUCCCAGUCCCCUUCGCCAGAACCCUAGCUUUUCUACCAAUCUAGUUCGAGCACGCUGAUCCAUUUGAUGCUCAAACUAGCCAUUCAGUUGGAGCUGUAUUAAACAAACAAUGGCAGGUUUAUCACGUAGCCUGCUUGCAUGCCUUCACACUGGACAGCUUGCCCUUUUGGCAAUUUUAGUAUCUGGUGGAAUUACAUUGCAAAUUUUGGCGUGUGCUCUAUUCAAUAAUUGGUGGCCUAUGCUAACAGUAAUAAUGUAUGUGAUUCUGCCCAUGCCUUUGUUGUUCUUCGUGGGAUCCAACAGUACUUCACUUAUGUCCAGCGGCAGAGAUGGAUGGGUGAAUUUCACUAAGUUCUUAACAGGGGCUUCAGUGAUAGGAAGCAUCGCAAUACCCUCCAUCUUAAAGCAUGCCGGUAUCAUUGGUUGGGGAGCGCUUUUGAUGGAGCUUUCUUCUUUUCUGAUUUUUGGUGUGGCUAUUGUAUGGUUCGUUCAAAUGAGCAAUGAAGAUAGUUACAAUAUGUUCUGAGAUUUUGGCUGGUGAGAUAUUGUGGCUUCUUUCGGGCCGCUCAUGUCUACCGGAAAACGAACAGAACUGCUGGUUGGGUCAUCUUCUUUACUGCUCAGCACUCAGGAGGGGUCUUUGGGAGAGUCAUAUGUCUGUUCAUUCUUCUCUUCGCCAACUUCUUUUUUAUGACCUUUUAGCUGUACUCAUGCAAGAUCAGUGUGAGCAGCCGUUGUACAAAAAAGAAGAAGAAGAAGAAGAAGAUGAUUACAGUACGUUUUGAGAAUUUGGUUGUGAAUGCAUAUUGGUGUGAAAGAAAACAUUAUUGCAAUCCUGUGCAUGCACAGAGGCAUGCUUUUCAUUGCUAUAACAAAGGUCCCUUUUUCAGCUGAUAUUCAACUGAUAGACAUUGAAGUAUAUAUAUGUAUUAUUGAUGUUUAUAGUAGGGCUUCUUAUUCA
Phoenix dactylifera (date palm) is the source of this 1112-nucleotide messenger RNA. Its product is annotated as vacuolar protein sorting-associated protein 55 homolog. The record is from RefSeq and is a predicted model, not a curated record. Gene Ontology annotation, cellular component: endosome. Lineage: Eukaryota; Viridiplantae; Streptophyta; Magnoliopsida; Arecales; Arecaceae. Gene Ontology annotation, biological process: late endosome to vacuole transport via multivesicular body sorting pathway.